Molecule: messenger RNA, 939 nt
Organism: Trichechus manatus latirostris (Florida manatee)
Lineage: Eukaryota; Metazoa; Chordata; Mammalia; Sirenia; Trichechidae
Product: olfactory receptor 2Z1
Biological process (GO): G protein-coupled receptor signaling pathway; detection of chemical stimulus involved in sensory perception of smell
Cellular component (GO): plasma membrane
Molecular function (GO): olfactory receptor activity; G protein-coupled receptor activity
Source: RefSeq, a predicted model, not a curated record
AUGGGGGAUGUGAACCAAUCAGUGGCCUCAGACUUCAUUCUGGUGGGGCUUUUCAGUCACUCAGCUCGUCAGCUCCUUUUCUCCCUGGUGGCUGUCAUGUUCAUCAUGGGCCUUCUGGGCAACACCAUCUUGCUCUUCCUCAUCCGCAUGGACUCCCACCUGCACACACCCAUGUACUUUCUGCUCAGCCAACUCUCUCUGUUUGAUGUUGGCUUCCCACUGGUCACCAUCCCCAACAUCGCGGCUGACUUCCUGCAGGGAGAGGGUUCCAUCUCCUUCGAGGGCUGUGCAGCUCAGAUAUUCUUCUUGACAAUGAUGGGUGUGGCUGAGGGCGUCCUGCUGGCCCUCAUGUCCUAUGACCGUUAUAUUGCCGUGUGCUACCCCCUGCAGUAUCCUAUGCUCAUGAGACGCCAGGUAUGCAUGCUCUUGGUGGGCGCCUCCUGGCUGGCAGGUGUGCUCAAUGCCUGUGUCCAGACCUCCAUCACCCUGCACUUCCCCUACUGUGCCUCCCGCAUUGUGGACCACUUCUUCUGCGAGGUACCCACCCUGCUGAAGCUCUCCUGCACAGACACGUCGGCCUACGAGUUGGCGCUGUCCAUCUCUGGGGUGCUGAUCCUUGUGCUUCCCCUGUCCCUCUUCGGCGCCUCCUACGGCCAUGUACUGGGGGCUGUUCUACGCAUGCACUCAGAUGAGGCCCAACAUAAGGCCAUCACCACCUGCUCCUCACACAUCACCGUGGCGGGACUUUUUUAUGGCGCAGCUGUGUUUAUGUAUAUGGUGCCUGGUGCCUACCACAGCCCACACAAGGACAAUGUGGUCUCUCUCUUCUACAGCCUCGUCACUCCCAUACGCAAUCCCCUCAUCUACAGCCUGAGGAACCGGGAGGUGAGGAUGGCUUUAGUCAAAGUGCUUAACAGAGCUGGACUUAGGCUGAAGUGA